AUGCCACGGAACAAAAGAAAAUUAGAGAAUGAUUUGAAUAAUGUCAAGAAUCGUAUCAAUGAAGUUGUUAACAACCCAAAAGUAGUUGAACCUGACAUUGAAGAUGCUGUAGCACAACGUCCAGAUUGUUCACAGAAGGAGAACAGCUCAGCAGAGAUGAAAAGGUUCUUGAGAGAUUAUCCAUUGAUUUUGAAGAUGAGGAAUGGUAAAGAUGCUCCAGUAGAUUCAGUUGGAUGUCACAUGUUGGCUGACAGGACUGUAGAUACUGAUACAAGGAACUUUCAGACGUUAACAGCUUUAAUCUUAUCUCCUAGAGUUAAAGAUGAACAUACGGCACGAGCAAUGCAGGUAGCGUUUUAAAAUAUUAUGUUGUUUACUUGCUGACAGUUUUUACAUGUUAGUAUAAUAGUUAAGUCAAAAAAUAAGCAAUUAAAAAGCUAUUAUAAGUCUAUUUUGAUAAUUUUAUAUUAUAUGAUUAAAAUAGUAACUUUUUUCAUUAUUUUAGCAGCUGAAGUCGCAUGGAUUGACUGUCGAUAACAUUAUUGCCACGCCUGUCCAGACAAUUCAGUCCUUGAUCUCAUUUCUGGGUCUGUCUCAAACGGUAAUUAUGUUUUACGUUAUAAAACACGUAUUUCUAGCGUUUUUUGGUCAUUUUUUCCAGUUUAUUUAUAAUAGACGUACUCAUAAUAUUAUGUUUACAAUGGAUGUUAUCAUUUUCUACUAACUGUUAUUACUGUUGAUGUUUAUUGUCUUGUUGUACAACCUUAUGUUAAGCUGGUGUUUUUUCAGAAGUCGGAGCGUUUGAAAAAAUGCGCCCAGAUUCUGCACGAUCAGUACGGUAACAAGGUUCCAAACGACUAUUCGAAGUUGAUAGCUCUGCCUGGAGUCGGGGACAAGAUCGCGAGCUUGGUGAUGGUGAAUUGUUUUGAUUCGGAUGAAUUCAUUGGAGUUGAUACUCAUGUCCAUCGAAUUACUAACAUGCUUAAGUGGGUCAAGACAAAAACACCCAAACAGACAGACGACGCGUUAAAGACAUUAGUGCCUAGGUGAGGAACGUCACGACGUCAUGUGAGGUCGUUACUUUAGUGUAUAAUGUCUGUCAACCACAAAAGUUAUAUUUUAGUAUGUAAUCAGUCUAUUAAUAAAUUAAUUUUUGUUGAUUAACGGUUUGUGGUUGUCAUGCUUCGAGUAUUUCAAGGCUCGUGUGUCACCAAUCAAAAUUACGCAAUCUUUUUCGAAUUCGACACAAAUACACAGACUACGACGUUACCUUGUUUUAGAAUCACACACACUACUCUUAUUACAAUAUUAUUGAUAUGAUUAUAUUGAUAUUGUGUUUCAGAAAGGACUGGAGGGCUUUAAAUGUGGCACUGGUUGGAAUGGGACAAACCUUCUGUAAAGCCGUGAAACCGAGUUGUGAAGUCUGUCUUCUGAAUUCAACCUGCCCCAAUUCACGUGUCAAAUUGGGUGUUCAGAAGUGA
Molecule: messenger RNA, 1481 nt
Organism: Bursaphelenchus okinawaensis
Lineage: Eukaryota; Metazoa; Nematoda; Chromadorea; Rhabditida; Aphelenchoididae
Source: the annotation of a GenBank genome assembly